AUGCUAAAUGGCGGAUCAAGCAGUCAAUCUCUUUCCAAGGCUACAGAGAUAUCUGAGAAGUCAUGUGGAAAGGACUCUCCAUUCCCUAAUCAUCCAGGCAUCGAGCAGUGCUGCAAAUUUCAAGGUCAAGAGAGUAAACUUUGUCUGGCCUCACUACGGUACUCUGCAGAUGAGCUGCCUUCCCUACUGGAGCCCACCAAUGAAGAGAACUGCACUGAGUUCACCAUGCUGUCAGGUGAGAUUUGUCCCAUUAGGUAUGUGUACAAGUUUGCCCAGAGGCACAGAAACAUCCCAGCAGGCUCUGUUCUUAAUGCUACUCAAAAUCAUGUAAGAAUGGCAGAGAGAUGUUGCUGAAAUGGUGGCAAAAUCUCUUGUUUCCUCCAAGAGAGACUCAAGAUGAGAAGCUCCAUCAUUUUUCUGAGGUUUCUCUCCAAUGUUUGCAACAACCAAGUUGUUUUGAAAUCCUUCAAGUUUGGGUUGCUUGCAUAUUAUGGAAAUCUCCAAGGGCUGUCCUUUAAAGAGGCAUCAGCCAUAUCUGGUUGUUUUCAGUCCAGGCUGGAAAAAUGCUGUUUACAGCCCCAACCUGAAUGUGUAAUGUAAGAGCUAGCAAGCUUUCAGGAAGUUCUCUGCGGUGAAUCCAAACUGGAUGCUGUAUCUGAGGAGUUCUUGAAGUGCUGCAAUAAACCUGCCCUGGAUACUCUUCCCUGCGUGGAUUACUUGAAAGGACAGGCUUGUAGUCAGUCGUCAGACAUAGCCAAUCCUGUUUCAUUUAAGCUCUGUGAGAAAGCUCAACCACAUGGGAUUGACAGGUGCUAA
Messenger RNA from Carassius gibelio (silver crucian carp), 816 nucleotides. It is a transcript of the gene gc, whose product is annotated as GC vitamin D binding protein. The record is from RefSeq and is a predicted model, not a curated record. Gene Ontology annotation, biological process: transport. Gene Ontology annotation, molecular function: vitamin D binding. Gene Ontology annotation, cellular component: cytoplasm; blood microparticle. NCBI's taxonomy places the organism in Eukaryota, Metazoa, Chordata, Actinopteri, Cypriniformes, Cyprinidae.